Messenger RNA from Caretta caretta (loggerhead turtle), 2159 nucleotides. It is a transcript of the gene SIAH1, whose product is annotated as siah E3 ubiquitin protein ligase 1. Gene Ontology annotation, biological process: multicellular organism development; proteasome-mediated ubiquitin-dependent protein catabolic process. NCBI's taxonomy places the organism in Eukaryota, Metazoa, Chordata, Testudines, Cheloniidae. Gene Ontology annotation, molecular function: ubiquitin conjugating enzyme binding; zinc ion binding; ubiquitin protein ligase activity. The record is from RefSeq and is a predicted model, not a curated record. Gene Ontology annotation, cellular component: cytoplasm.
UGGGCUGGGGGGGAGGGAAGGCAGCACGCAGGAGCUGCAGUCUGCUUUCUCCGCCGCCUCCUUUUUCCGUGCGCCCGGGCUGGUGCUAGGAGGAGCUCGAACAGAGCAGAGAGACUACCAACCUUUUGGCAGCAAAUGGCUUUUCCACAGGAGACAACGCACAGGACUCAGGAGUUCACCCUUCUGCCUGUUACUCUGGCUUUGCAGCCCCCUCUCCUCGGCCUGGCUGGAGCUACGCAGAGCUGGUGGCAGCGUGUCCGUAGCCAGAUCCUUCUCAUGGGCGCUCCGUAGCUCUGCAGCCGAGGGAAAGGAAGGCGUCUGAAGCAGAGCUUCCUUUGCUAGGCAGCAGCCGGAAGAGUUUGGGAAACCAUUUUAGGGAGACUUUCUGAAGAGUCUUUUGUGUGUGACAGGUCCUAACUGGAACAGAUCGGACAGAGCUGUUUCCUUCUCCCUCAGAACCCCCUGUGGAUUAUUAAAGAAACUUCACGUGGGGGAGUUGGCUAGAUUUCUGCCUACUGCGCUGGAGGUUUUAGUGCUCCGUUUGCGUGAUUCUCUCGCAUGAAAGUAGCCCCCCUCUGGUAUCGUUCCAGGUCUGUCUGUCCUCAAGCCUCAUGUUACCAGGAGGGGCCUCUGUUAUGAGUUUUUUGUUUCUAUGGGGAAACGUAAUGAGCUGUUUCACUCCUCAUGACGGGGAAAUCUGCCUUGAGCUUUCUGUAUUCGUGGAAGGGGGGAGUCCUGUUUACAUCAUGUUUGCCAGGAAGUAAAACCAGCAAGAGAAAAGAAAUGAGCCGUCAGACUGCUACAGCACUACCUACAGGUACUUCAAAGUGUACACCAUCACAGAGGGUGCCUGCUCUGACUGGCACUACAGCUUCCAACAAUGACUUGGCAAGUCUUUUUGAGUGUCCUGUGUGUUUUGACUAUGUGCUGCCACCUAUUCUUCAGUGUCAGAGUGGCCAUCUUGUUUGUAGCAACUGUCGCCCCAAGCUUACAUGCUGUCCAACUUGCCGAGGCCCACUGGGUUCCAUUCGUAACUUGGCUAUGGAAAAAGUUGCCAAUUCUGUACUGUUCCCAUGUAAAUACGCCUCUUCUGGAUGUGAGAUAACUUUGCCACACACAGAAAAAGCAGACCAUGAAGAGCUGUGUGAGUUUAGGCCUUAUUCAUGUCCAUGUCCUGGUGCUUCAUGUAAAUGGCAAGGUUCGCUGGAUGCUGUUAUGCCACAUUUGAUGCAUCAGCAUAAGUCAAUAACAACACUACAGGGAGAAGAUAUAGUUUUCCUUGCUACAGACAUUAAUCUUCCUGGUGCUGUUGACUGGGUUAUGAUGCAAUCUUGUUUUGGCUUUCAUUUCAUGUUAGUCUUGGAGAAACAGGAAAAAUAUGAUGGUCACCAGCAGUUCUUUGCUAUUGUACAGCUGAUAGGAACACGCAAGCAAGCAGAAAAUUUUGCUUAUCGACUUGAGCUUAAUGGUCAUAGGCGGCGAUUGACUUGGGAAGCAACUCCUCGAUCUAUUCAUGAGGGAAUUGCAACAGCCAUUAUGAAUAGUGACUGUCUAGUCUUUGACACCAGCAUUGCACAGCUCUUUGCAGAAAAUGGCAAUUUAGGCAUCAAUGUAACUAUUUCAAUGUGUUGAAAUGGCAAGCAAACAUUUUCAGGCCAGUGUUUAAAACAGUUGCAUUUAAUUUCGCAGAAACUAGGGUAACCAUCUUUGACUGCCAGACACAAACUAUUUGGUAGAGGGAGGCUAGAUGUAUAUGAAGGUAAAUAAAAGGAAAGGCUGUUAAAUUACAGGAAGCAGUUGCAUGUAGUAACACUAAUAUAUUUAAAAUAAGUCAACAGUAAACCACUGAAAAUAUAUAUACACCCAAAAUGGGCAUCUUUUGUAUUAAGAAUUGAUUCUACAGGAAACGUUGUAAAAUAGUUCUAAAAACUUGUUUGUAGAUUGAUUGUACUGUUGAAAAGGAUACUGUUGUGUUUUUUGUUUGUUUGUUUUUUUUUCCUUUGACUGACAAGCCAUGUUGAGCAGUCCGGUCUCUUGCCGCUGCUUUUCCCCCUUAAGUCACUACAUAGUAUUGCUGCUGUUUGUGUAUAUUUUUGUGUAUUUGCUAAUUUUUAUUAACUUCUAGUUUUUCAUUAAAUAAAUGACUUUCUUUUCUGUAA